AAGUCAAGUGCAUCUAGGGUUGAUCCUGCAAACAACAGCCCUCAGCUCAGCCUACUCCCACUCUCGCUGUGGCAGUACAGCCCUGGAUCUGAGAUGAACAGCUGCUGAUCGUCAAGACAGUGUUGACUGAAAAGUCAGGGUGCUUCUCAUCAUUAGUGUAUCACAGUAGGUACAAAUCAAAUCAUGGAGCAAUCUAAAGUGAAUAAAUCAGUCAUAAUGGAAGAUGGAAACUUGUCCUCGGACUGCUCCAUCAGCAUGUUCAAACACAGAGUCUAUCCACCCAUAUACCUUGUCAUCUUCCUCCUCGGCCUCACCUUCAACCUCAUCUCCCUCUGCUUCUUCGUCAGUGUCUGGAGGAGUAAAAAAAAGUUUACUCCCGUCAACCUGUACAUGGUCAACCUGCUGGUGUCAGACUUGAUGUUGGUGUGCUCCCUGCCACUCCGGGCCUUCUACUACUACAUGGAAUCUAGCUGGGUGUUUGGAGACAUCGCCUGUCGCGUUAUGUCCUACAUCUUCUACAUCAACAUGUACGGGAGCAUCUACUUCCUCACGGUGCUGAGUGUGGUUCGUUUUGUGGCAAUCACCCAGCCGUACAGGUAUAUGAGCAUGCAGAAUAGCCGUAAUUCCUGGCUGGUGUGUAUUUUGGUCUGGCUGCUGGUGUCGCUAGCCUCCAUCCCUAUGCUGACUUCAGGGACCGUCAUAGAUGCUUAUGGUAGAACCAGGUGCUUGGAGCUUAAUCCAGAAUACAAACUCAUUCACAUCCGCACACUGAUCAUAGCUAACCAUGCCACCUUACUUCUGGGCUUCAUCGUGCCCUUUGCAGUGAUCUCUAUCUGUUACAUAUUUGUGGUGCGUAGCCUGCUGAAGCUGAGGAAGGUUAAAGGAAGGCCGAAAUCCCAAUACAAGAAGUCCAUGUCCCUGGUUGUAAUAGUCCUUAGCAUCUUCCUAGUGUGUUUCCUGCCUUACCACGUCAUGCGGACUGUCUUCCUGGAAGCUGAGAUGCAGGUGAGGGAUAAAGGGUAUGGAGGUUCCUGUCGGUACAUAGAGCGUGUACGCAAAACAGCUGUGCUCACUUUGUGUCUGGCAGCGAUGAACAGCUGCUUGGACCCACUUCUUUAUUUCUUCGUUGGAGAGAACUUCAGGCUUUUCUGUCAGGGUGCUUACAAAGAGCCGGAGGCAAAGUCACUGGCUAAGACAGAGGGAAAGAGGAAGGGUCUGACAUCAGAGCUACAGGAAGGAACACGUCUGACAUCAGAGCUACAGGAAGGAACAUGUCUGACAUCAGAGCUACAGGAAGGAACACGUCUGACAUCAGAGCUACAGGAAGGAACAUGUCUGACAUCAGAGCUACAGGAAGGAACACGUCUGACAUCAGAGCUACAGGAAGGAACAUGUCUGACAUCAGAGCUACAGGAAGGAACACGUCUGACAUCAGAGCUACAGGAAGGGACAUGUCUGACAUCAGAGCUACAGGAACUAAACGCUCCGAACAGCUCCAGACCUGAUAGUUAGCCUGGGACAGGUUGGAAGUGAAAUAUGACUAUAUUUGAUGGCUUUGAGAAGAAACUCUAGAGAUGGUUAUUUUCUGCUGACAACCCUAGAAGACAAUAUACAGCUAGGUAUAUCAAUACAAAUUAUGUGUCCCACUGUGUGUGUAUCCAGUCCCCUCCUCUUGAAUUUAAAAAAAAUGUAAUUGUUG
Oncorhynchus kisutch (coho salmon) is the source of this 1699-nucleotide messenger RNA. RefSeq names its product cysteinyl leukotriene receptor 2b (gene cysltr2b). The record is from RefSeq and is a predicted model, not a curated record. The coding region runs from base 184 to 1512 and encodes 442 amino acids. Gene Ontology annotation, biological process: G protein-coupled receptor signaling pathway. Gene Ontology annotation, molecular function: G protein-coupled receptor activity. The transcript has 2 exons. NCBI's taxonomy places the organism in Eukaryota, Metazoa, Chordata, Actinopteri, Salmoniformes, Salmonidae. Gene Ontology annotation, cellular component: plasma membrane.